AUGCUUAAUUUGACCAAACAAGGCAUCAGCACAGAUCAUGAGAACUUUGGUUCAUUUUUCUUCAUAAUGGACAACCUCAAAAGCAAGACAACUGAGCUAGUGGUAGCUCUGACCAGGAGGGUUGGAGAGAUCAUGGGCAAUUCAUCUGAACUAGGUGUCCUUCAAGAUGGUAGAGUUGAAACUGAAUUACUGCAUAAAGCUAGGAUGAGAAUAGCAGUACAGCUUUGGCAGUGCUUGGAAUCACUGGCUGAUAAUUUAACCUUCAAUGAUGGGUCAAUUUCAGAAUAUGAAAUCACCCAGGCCACCCUGACCAUUGCACAUGCCAUGGUCAACCCCAAUAGACUGAAGAAGUUCUUCCCUGAAGUAGCACUUAGCAAAAUUUCAGUUCCAACAACAGUUAUAGACAGGUACAGAAAAUUUUUAGUGGUUUACCUCCCUAAUAUUUUGACACCUUCUUGCCUAGAGCAUGUCAACCACAUCACUGUUGGCUUGAGGGAUACUCUUCUCAAAUCCCUUACAAAUAAGGACACUUGGAGGGAUGAGGGCUAUAUGGUCCCAGAUGGUGGGGGGGAGUUUGGGGCUGGUAGAAUAACAGUGGUUCCUGCAUACUUCAUGCAAAGACAAGAGAUAUUAUCAGGGAAGGUCCAACAAUGGAUGGCAGCUUUGACAACAUCAGGAGUUCUAUGGAAUGCUAUAACUGCUGUGGUGGCACCAGAUCUUUUCCAAGCUAGCAUUUCAGCAUUUUCUGAGGUCAUCAAGGAAGUGUGA
Messenger RNA from Suillus subaureus, 768 nucleotides. RefSeq lists its product as uncharacterized. NCBI's taxonomy places the organism in Eukaryota, Fungi, Basidiomycota, Agaricomycetes, Boletales, Suillaceae. The coding region runs from base 1 to 768 and encodes 255 amino acids. The transcript has 5 exons. The record is from RefSeq and is a predicted model, not a curated record.